This is a messenger RNA of Ruditapes philippinarum (Manila clam), 1457 nucleotides long. Its product is annotated as glycine receptor subunit alpha-3-like. Gene Ontology annotation, cellular component: neuron projection; synapse; membrane. Lineage: Eukaryota; Metazoa; Mollusca; Bivalvia; Venerida; Veneridae. The record is from RefSeq and is a predicted model, not a curated record. Gene Ontology annotation, biological process: signal transduction; regulation of membrane potential; chloride transmembrane transport. Gene Ontology annotation, molecular function: chloride channel activity; GABA-A receptor activity; neurotransmitter receptor activity. The coding region runs from base 159 to 1457 and encodes 432 amino acids. The transcript is spliced from 10 exons.
UGUUUGUGUCUCGACAGAGUAACGCAAUCGAAGUGCUACAGUUAUAAAUCAAUAAACCUUUAUAGUGACUUUGGGAAUUACACGAUUUAAUUUUAAAAGAAUGAGAAACGUGUGUAAGAAAUGGUGAAAAAAAGGACAUAUAAUGUGAGAUUAUACAUAUGCCGCUGGGGUCCAAAUCAUUCAAGAUGAAAAUUGUUAUUGCAGCAAUUUAUCUAGCAACAAUAAACACAAAGUACUUUGCACGGUCACAUGCCGAGUUUCGACGCAAUGCUUUGUUUUCCGAACAAUUCGAAGAUGUGGACAAUGUUGAAAAUAAAUCGGAAAGACAACGAACAUUGGAUAAUCUUCUUAACAACUAUGAUCCCCGAAUUCCACCAAACUACGAGGAAGAUUUUCCAGUGACAGUUCUGGUACAGCUUCAUAUUACAAGUAUUGAUAGUAUCAGUGAAUCAAACAUGGACUAUUCAAUUGGAAUGUUUCUUCGACAAACGUGGAACGAUUCCAGACUGGCCUACAAGAAAAUUCCGAGAUUGAGAUCUUUAGAGCUUGAUUCCCGGCUGAUACAAAGUAUAUGGGUACCAGACUUAUUUAUAACCAAUGAGAAGAAAGCUCAGUUCCAUAUAGUAACUGUUCCAAAUAAACUGAUGCACAUCUAUCCAGAGGGACGAGUCCAAUAUAGUAUCAGAAUAUCUGCAACUUUACAUUGUAACAUGGACCUAAGGAAGUAUCCUCUAGACUCACAAGUCUGCGCAGUGAUCAUGGAAAGCUAUGGAUACAGUACAGACACUUUAGAGUUUCGAUGGAAUCCACAACCCGUCUCGCGAGAUACGAGACUUGCGCUUGCGCAGUUCGACCUCGGGGAAAUGAAAAGGUCACAGUGUGAUAAAGAAUAUAUAACAGUGACAUACACGUGUAUUAUGCUAGAACUGGAUUUAACCAGAAAGUUCGGUUACUACAUAACACAGAUUUAUAUACCCAGCAUGUUGAUAGUGAUACUGUCAUGGGUAUCGUUCUGGUUAGACAAAGAAGCCGUUCCUGCACGGAUUUCUCUUGGGUUGCUUACGGUCCUCACCAUGACGACACAGAGUGCUGGCGCGCGUUCGUCACUUCCUAAAGUAUCUUAUGUCAAAGGCAUAGACGUAUGGAUGGCUGCCUGUUUACUGUUUGUUUUUGCCGCCUUGAUUGAAUUUGCAUUUGUGAAUGUGUACUUUCGAGUGGAAAAACGGAGAAAACAAACGAAUAUACCUGCUGGCAAUGAAAAAUUACACAACGUGCAAAAUCCAGAUAAUGAAAAAGGAGAGAUAAAAGAAAAAGAACAUUCAAGAUUUCAAAUGUUUCUACCAGAUAAAGAAGUUGCACAUACAAUUGAUCGUUUAUCAAGACUUAUUUUCCCCAGUGUUUUUAUCAUCUUUAAUAUAAUAUACUGGUGUAUUUAUACAUUAUGGACUCCAAUAUAA